UAAAUGACAGAUAACUGUCAUAAAUCGAGUUUCUUUGUAGUAAUUAUUUCUUACUUGUUAAUUUUGAAAUAUUAACUAAAAAAUUGCAAAAAACAUAAAUAAUAUUUAGCACAAUGACUUCUAUACACUUUAUAGAAGAAAACAUAUGUUUGAUUUCUGGACUAGCAUGUGUUUUUUUGACCUUUUCAUACGUUGGUAGCUUAUACAUUUGGAGAUCUAAUUUAAGCAGAGACCAUCCAACUACUAUUAAAAGAAGAUUUCUUAGUGUAUGUUGUAUGAUGUUGCUAGCUCCUGUUUUUACUCACACACUAUUGAAAGAGGAAAUGCUGCAAAAGGGAGAUAUAUAUGAAUACAUGGGCUUUAGAAUGUCAGGGAUGAUAUCUGCUUUAUUUGUUCCUUUGAUUCUGACUGCCAUAUUAUUUUUGGGACCAUUAACAAUGCAUUUCAUAGCUGGUACCUGGAAAUUGUAUGCAGAGCCUAUGUAUUGGCUGUCGAGCUGGCAAGAUUUGGUUUGGUUGCGUAACCAUGUUAUGGCACCACUUAGUGAGGAGUGGGUAUUUAGGUCAUGUAUGAUGCCUCUUCUACUACAAUGUCUAGAGCCACUUACUGCUGUCUUUACUGGACCAUUUCUUUUUGGUAUUGCCCAUUUUCAUCACCUGCAUGAGAUGCUGGUAAAUGGAAGAUCAUUAAAGUCAGCACUAUUUAUAGCAUUGUUUCAAUUCUCAUUUACAACUGUGUUUGGUGCAUAUUCAGCUUAUCUGUUUUUAAGAACUGGUCAUUUCUUCGCCCCACUCGUUGCACACAUAUUCUGCAAUCAUCUCGGAUUCCCGAAUUUCAUUGAGGUAUUUCAUUUUCCGUUAUUGCAGCGACUUCUCAUUAUAUGUAACUUUUUCCUCGGUCUCUUCCUAUGGUGUUAUUUGCUCAUUCCUCUAACUGAUCCCUACAUUUAUGAUAAUAAGCUGCAACUGUUAACUUAAAUUUAAGUUUAUUUCCCGUGUUCCGUCGACUUUUUGUUCUGCCAAAUUCUUGGAUUGUGUUGAUAAUGUUUUACUCAUUAAAUUUACUAUAUUAAUUAUUUUUAAAAAUCAUAAUUUAUACUUUGAUAUGUAUUCGAGUUUUGAGUUAAAAAUUAUAUACAUAUAAAAUUUGUAUUAUGACUGGUGCAUAUUUAUGGUAACUAUAUCUAAGUCAAGUGAAUAUAUUAAUCAAUUCCAACUUUAGUGUUUAUGAAGUUGGUCUUUAUUCAUAUUUUUAUGUACUAUAUUUUGCAGUUGUAAUUGUGGAUAUGUUUUUUUUACAUUGAAAUUUUAUUUGACUGUAAAAUAUAUAUAUAUUUUUUAAAUAUUAGUUCAUGAAGUUCAUGGAUGCAAAGGUCAUAGUAAAUUGUGAUUAAACAUGCGAAAUAAAAAUAUCUGUUCUGAAUAUAUCCAUUGUACAACCAAACCCUGCGCUGCAUUGCUCAACUAAAUAAAUGCUCUAAAGCAUAAUUUUCCAAGCUUUAUCAAAUAUAUUAAAAUACACUGUCGUAUUGUUGGUAAGUUCUUGUGACUAUUUUAAUUAAUUAAAAUGUAUUAAGCAUUAAUUUAAUAAAUAAGUCAUCAGUUUAAUUUAACUAAUUUAACCUCAUACGCACAUAUGGAAUACUUGAUUAAGAUACUUAUUUAUAUUAGAUGCACUAAUAACCAUACUAUAGCCUAUUCUAAUCGAAGUAGGAGUAAAGAUAAACAAAUCCUAGAUUUACGUAUUUCAUGCGAUUUACUAAUAUAGCUAAGCUAUAUUGUGCACUACCGAGAGUUUUUGAUUAAUA
This is a messenger RNA of Vanessa tameamea, 1807 nucleotides long. RefSeq names its product CAAX prenyl protease 2 (gene Sras). Gene Ontology annotation, cellular component: endoplasmic reticulum membrane. The record is from RefSeq and is a predicted model, not a curated record. Bases 114 to 977 code for a protein of 287 amino acids. Gene Ontology annotation, biological process: CAAX-box protein processing. Lineage: Eukaryota; Metazoa; Arthropoda; Insecta; Lepidoptera; Nymphalidae. Gene Ontology annotation, molecular function: metalloendopeptidase activity. The transcript is spliced from 6 exons.